Messenger RNA from Oldenlandia corymbosa var. corymbosa, 2165 nucleotides. Lineage: Eukaryota; Viridiplantae; Streptophyta; Magnoliopsida; Gentianales; Rubiaceae. The record is from the annotation of a GenBank genome assembly.
UAAAAACAUUACAGAAGAAAAUAAGAACAAGAAACCUCUGCCCAAUUGCAGUAACAUUAUCACCUGUAUUUUUUCCGUGGUUAUUAAAGUAUUCAUUAAUUUACAAAAUACAAAAACAAAAAAUUGCAGUUAAGAGUAUUUCAGAAGAACCAGUACCAGAGUAAGAUACAUGGCUUGCAUGAAGCUUGGCUCUAAAUCUGAAGCGUUUCACCUCGAUGGCCACUCCUGGCACUGUUCAUCUGGGCUUGCUAGUGAUAUUACGAUCCACAUUGGAGAAAUGUCUUUUCACCUUCACAAGUUUCCUUUGCUGUCGAGGAGUGGGCUACUGGAAAAGCUGAUUGGAGAGCUGAAACAGGAGGAUGGAUCAGUAUGUGUUCUGCAGCUCGGGGAACUACCCGGGGGAGCCAAAGCGUUUGAACUCGUGGCGAAGUUUUGCUACGGUAUCAAAAUAGAGUUGACUGCCCUCAAUGUAGUUAGCCUAAGAUGUGCAGCUGAGUAUCUGCAGAUGAGUGAUGAAUAUGGAGAAGGAAAUCUCAUCACUGAAACCGAAGUUUUCCUGAAUGUCAUAUUUGGCAGUUGGUCUGACACCAUCAAAACUCUAGAGACCUGUGAAGAAGUCCUGUCUCAUGCUGAGGAGCUUCACAUUGUGUCGAGAUGCAUAAAUUCCCUGGCUAUGAAAGCCUGUGCUGACCCGAAAUUAUUUAACAGGCUUGGUUUGGGGGAGGAUAACGAGCAUAAAGAAGCCGAUGGAAUGUGGAAUGGGAUCACUUCAUCGAAUCAUUCACAAGAUACUGCUGAGGGGUGGUGGUAUGAGGAUGUUUCCUUCCUAAGUUUGCCACUCUACAAACGUUUGAUAGUUGCUGUUGAAGCUGCUGGAAUGAGUGCAAACAACCUCGCGGGAUCCUUGGUUUUCUAUGCUAAGAAAUAUAUUCCGUUGAUGAACAGGCAGUCGAGUUUCAAUGAUGCAAAUCAUUCCAAACAAGGAUCAGCCGUGUCCACCCCUUCUGAAGCCGAUCAAAGGGCUCUUCUUGAAGAGAUCGUCGAGCUACUUCCAAAUCAAAAAGGGGUUACACAGACUAAGUUUCUGGUCAGGCUGCUUAGAACUGCUAUGGUUCUUCAAACAAGUCCAUCUUGCAGGGAAAAUUUGGAGAGGCGAGUGGGAUUGCAGUUGGAUCAAGCCACUUUAGAUGAUCUGCUGAUACCUAAUAUGGGUUAUUCGGUCGAAACCUUGUAUGACAUUGACUGCUUCCAGAGGAUUCUUGAACAUUUCCUAUCAAUGGAACAGUCGGUGGCGCCUUCUCCUUGCAUUGUGGAGGAGAACCGAAUUGAUGAUGGACCGCAUUCGUUGACUUCAAUCACAAUGGUGGCCAACCUAGUGGAUUCAUAUCUUGCUGAUGUUGCUACAGAUGUUAACUUGAAGUUCCCGAAAUUCCAGUCUCUUGCGGCCGCAAUCCCUGAUUAUGCAAGGCCAUUAGCCGAUGGCAUUUACCGAGCCAUUGACAUAUAUUUGAAGGCACAUCCUUGGGUGCCAGAUGCGGAAAGGGAACAAAUCUGUAGAUUAAUGAAUUGCCAGAAACUCUCUUUGGAAGCCAGCACUCACGCAGCACAAAAUGAAAGGCUUCCACUCAGGGUGAUCGUUCAGGUGUUAUUCUUCGAGCAGCUUCGUCUGAGAACCUCAAUUUCGGGCUGGUUCUUUGUAUCUGAGAAUAUGGAGAAUUCACAAAAUCCCAGUGGGGUGCUGUCGAUGGGCAAAAAUGGCGGUUCGCUACAAUUCAGGAGGGGAUCAGGCAUCGAUGACAUGAAGUAUCGAGUCACGGAGCUGGAAAAAGAGUGCAAUAGCAUGAGGCAGGAAUUUCAUAAGCUGUUGAAAUCUAGAAGAGGUUGGAACAUAUUCUGCAGAAGAAGGUCGCACUGUCCUCAAUCUAAGCCUUGUAAGAUGUAAGAUCAUCUUCGCUUCCCGCAGAAUUUCAAAGUGGCCAUUGAAAUUGCUUAUCAAUCUUGUACUCACAUCUUAUGUGAGCUGCAGACCUAAAAAAAAUGAGAACUAUUCAUGGGGAAUUUGCAAUAUCUCAGACAUAUUUAUGGGCACAUUGAUGUCUUGAAUAUUUUUGAGGUCUGUGAUAGUCAGUUAGUAACAUCGGACCUGAAAAACUUUUGAUCUGGUA